This is a messenger RNA of Caenorhabditis elegans, 4035 nucleotides long. It is a transcript of the gene him-1, whose product is annotated as Structural maintenance of chromosomes protein 1. Bases 8 to 3796 code for a protein of 1262 amino acids. Gene Ontology annotation, molecular function: ATP binding; ATP hydrolysis activity. The record is from RefSeq and is marked reviewed. Lineage: Eukaryota; Metazoa; Nematoda; Chromadorea; Rhabditida; Rhabditidae. Gene Ontology annotation, biological process: chromosome segregation; chromosome organization; sister chromatid cohesion. The transcript has 11 exons. Gene Ontology annotation, cellular component: cohesin complex; nucleus; protein-containing complex.
ACUAAUAAUGCGUGGCGGAAGCUCGCUGGAUAGUUUUCCAGGCAAAGGAACUCUCCACACACUCGAGAUCGAAAACUUCAAAUCUUACAAGGGAAAACAUACUAUUGGACCCUUUACAAGAUUCACAGCUAUCAUUGGACCAAAUGGUUCAGGAAAAUCAAAUCUUAUGGACGCAAUUUCGUUCGUGCUCGGAGAGAAGCCAAGCAGUUUGCGUGUUAGAAAGUAUGCGGAUUUGAUUCAUGGUGCACCAAUUAACAAGCCAGUUGCUAAGAAAUGUCGUGUCACUAUGAACUACAAAUAUUCUGACGGAAAAGUCAAGGCAUUCACCAGAGGCGUCAAUAAUGGAACAUCUGAACAUCUUCUUGAUGGUCAAACUGUCACAAGUGCAGCAUAUUCACAAGAAAUGGAAAGUAUCAAUAUCUUCAUCAAGGCAAGAAACUUUCUGGUAUAUCAGGGAGCUAUCGAAAAUAUUGCCAUGAAAACUCCAAAAGAACGUACUCAACUCUUCGAGGAGCUCUCACGAUCACACGAGUUUCAAGCAGAGUAUGAAAGAUUGAAAGUUGAGAUGACAAAAGCUGAAGAUGAUACUCAACACAAUAUGAACAAGAGACGAGGAAUCGCUCAAGAGAAACGUGAGGCAAAAAUGGAGAAAGAUGAAGCUGAAAAGUAUCAAACCAUGAAGAAUGAGCUGGCUGCAAAAUCGACGAUGCUAUUUCUCCAUCAAUUGUUCCAUUGCGAACGGACGAUCGACGAAUCAAAAGAGGAGAUCAACGCUCAGAAAAAGACGAUUGCAAGUCUCGAAGCAACUAGGUCGAAAGAAGAAGCGAAAAUCGCUGCGGUUCAUCAGGAGCACCGGAAAGCUCUCCGCGAGGUUCAGAAGAUGACAAGAAAACUCGAUCAGAAAGAGACGGAUUUGGCUGAAAAGCAACAAAAUAUGCUGACAUUGAAAGUUUCCGUUGCUCACGAGCACAAGAAGCUGGAAAUUGCGAAGAAGAUGCUUGCCGCUGCAGAAAGUAAGGCAGAGAACAACUCGACUCAGCUGGCGGAUUUGAAGAAAAGCAAAAAAGAGCUAGAAAAGAAGAAGGCCGCAUAUGAAGCAGAGAUUCAGGAUAUGAUGCAAAGAGGCGAGUUAAAUCUUUCGGAUGAACAAGUACGUGAGUACGGACAGCUGAAAGAUCAAGCUCAGCGAGAAUCAGCAAUGGUUCAAAGAGAGCUAUUGAUGGCCGAACAAGUGUUCGAAGGUGAUAAGAGUUCUCUAAAUCAUGAGCUUCGACGCCAAAAGGAGCAUCAAGAAAGAGUUAAAGCGAAGGAAGGUGAUGUGCGAAGAAUUGAAACUCAAAUUGCAACUCUUGCUCAAAGAAUCAAGGAAACUGAAGAAGAGACAAAGAUCUUGAAAGCUGAUCUUAAGAAGAUUGAAAAUGACGUUGUUAUUGAUAAAUCAGCAGCAGCGGAAUACAACAAAGAGCUUGUAGCUGUCGUUCGUCAACUCUCCGAAGCUUCUGGAGAUUCUGCAGAAGGAGAAAGAAAUCAAAGAAGAACGGAGGCACUUGAAGGAUUGAAAAAGAAUUUCCCGGAGAGUGUGUAUGGUAGACUUGUCGAUCUCUGUCAACCGUCUCAUAAACGGUUCAACAUUGCCACCACAAAGAUUCUUCAGAAGCAUAUGAACAGUAUUGUUUGUGAUACUGAAGAGACUGCUGCCAAGGCAAUUGUUUAUCUGAAGGAUCACCGUUAUCCCCCAGAAACCUUCCUUCCAAAUGAUGCACUAGUUGUUAAUCCACUAAAUGAAAAACUUCGUGAAAUCAAAAAGCCAGCUGGAGUGAAGCUCGUCUUCGAUGUCAUCAAUCCUCAACAUCAAGCAGCUAGAAAAGCUCUUCAAUUCGUUUGUGGAAACGCAUUAGUUUGUGAGAGUCAAGAAGAUGCUAAGCAGCUUGCAUACGGUGGAGGAGAGCUGAAAGAUCGUUUCAAGGCAGUUUCGAUGGACGGAACUCUGUUCCAACAAUCUGGAGUUAUGUCCGGAGGUUCUGCUGAUUUGAGACAAAAGUCCAAGAAAUGGGACGAGAAAGUUGUCAAACAACUCCGAGAAAAGCGGAACCAACUGAACGAAAAAAUCGCGGAUCUUCAGAAACAUCGUCGUCGUGAACUCGAAGUGGAAAGUGUACGCUCCAAGAUUAAUGGAAAUGAGCAAAGAUUGGCAAUGAUGAAGCGAGAUCUGAAGAAUAUGCGAGAAAUGCAGUUGGAAAGACUUCAAAAUGAGCUUGAAGGCAUGACCGCGGAGAUGAAUAUGCUUCCGCCGCGAAUCUCGAAUUGUCAAGAAAAACUUGAACGCAGUGAAAGUACUUUAAAAUCUCUGCAAACGAAGAGCAAUGAAGUGGCUGAUCGAAUUUUCGCUGAUUUCUGUACUCGUGUUGGAAUCGCAUCGAUUCGUGACUAUGAGAAUCGUGAAAUGCGUAUCAAGCAAGAAAUGGAAGACAAGCUUCGAUCAUUUGACGAUGAUAUCCAAAAGUUGGCCUACGAAAUUGACUUUGUCACCGAGCAAGAUGGCAAUCGGAAAGUUGAAGUUGAAAAGGAGAAAGUUUCACAAAUCGACCGACAAUAUAAGGACAUGAAGAAAAAAGAGAAAACGGCGGCGGCCGCUUUGAAAGAGCACACGGAAUCCAUGGAGCAAGACAAGGAAGUGCUGGAAGAGAAGAAGGCCUUAUCACAUAAAUUGGAAACCGAGUGGAAUGAGGUCAAAAAAAUUGCACAAGUUGCGAUGAAAGACUUUACAAAGGCUGAAAAAGAGCUUCUUCGUCUUGAAAGUUUGCUUACUAAGAAGCAAUAUGAACGGCACUCUCUUCUUCAUUCUGUGAAGCUUGGGCAAAUUGCGUUACCACUCAAAUCAGGAAGUAUGGCUGACGUUGAAUAUGAGGAAGAUGAUGGAGAUGACACAGCUUCUCAGUCUUCUCAAUCAGCCACCGAUGGUCCAAGUGUAUCAGAGGAGCAAAUUCAACGAGAGCAACACAUCAAAAUCAACUACGACUCGUUACCGCGAGAAUAUAAAGAUGUGGAUGACGAUGAUGGUGUACGGCAAAUGUCGAAUCGACUCAAUGUGGAAAUCGAUGAACUGCAGAAAAAUGUGUCAAAAAUGAAUGCGCCGAAUUUGAAAGCCAAUCAGAGAAUGGCAGAGGUGAAAGAACGAGAAGCCGAGUCGACUGAAGAACUUGAAAAUGCUCGAAAGAAGGCGAAGAGAAUUCGGCAACAGUUCGAGAAGGUAAAAACCGAUCGCUACCGACGCUUCCAAGAUUUCUUCGAUCCUGUGGCCAACACUAUCGAUGACAUUUACAAGCAACUCUCACGAAAUACUUCUGCUCAAGCCUUCCUCGGAGCUGAUAACAUGGAAGAGCCCUAUCUGGAUGGUAUCCAGUACAAUUGUGUAGCUCCUGGAAAACGUUUCCGUCCGAUGGAUAACUUGUCUGGAGGAGAAAAGACAAUUGCCGCGUUGGCACUGCUUUUUGCAGUUCACGGACGUAAUCCUGCUCCGUUUUUCGUUCUCGACGAGAUUGAUGCUGCUUUGGAUAAUACUAAUAUUGGAAAGGUCGCUUCGUACAUCUGUGAAUCAGCUCGUGAGCAUAUGCAAAUUAUCGUCAUUUCUCUCAAAGAAGAGUUCUACAACAAAGCUGACUCACUCAUCGGAAUCUUCCCAUAUCCAGCCGCUUGUACAACAUCUGGUGUUCUCACUUUCGAUUUGACGCGCUUCAAACAAAUUGGUCUCAAUGAAAUGACUGAAAAUCCACCAACACCAUCGAUUGCAACAUAAAUUAUAUAAAUUUUUGACAACCGCGACUAUCAAAUCAUCUGUAUAAUUUCAUUAUUACUAUUCCCUUACCCCUCAUUAUUUCUUAAUUAUCAAAAACCGAUUCACUCAGUCACACAGUUCCCCGCAUUUAAAGGUCUCAAACGUUUUUCCCUCUUCUCUCUUAUACAUUACUGUUUUUAUGUUCCCAAUUGACGUUAUAUUAAUUCUACAAACUUAUUGAAUGAAACUCUCUGUAACCU